Closterium sp. Yama58-4 is the source of this 729-nucleotide messenger RNA. Lineage: Eukaryota; Viridiplantae; Streptophyta; Zygnematophyceae; Desmidiales; Closteriaceae. The record is from the annotation of a GenBank genome assembly.
AUGAGCUUUGCCUGUUUACUUCACAUGGAGCUACCGUAUCAGUAUGGCAUGGCAAUGACAAUUACGACAGCGCUAGAGUUGUCUUGUAAGACAAGCAUCAACUUGCGCCUUCGUUGUUAUCCGUCAGACUCAGCGCAGGUGGCAACAGCAACAGCAGCAGCAGCAGCAGCAGCAGAGGCGGCGGCAGCAGCAGCAGCAGCAGCAGCAGCAGCAGCAGCAGCAGCAGCAGCAGCAGCAGCAGCAGCAGCAGCAGCAGCAGCAGCAGCAGCAGCAGCAGCAGCAGCAGCAGCAGCAGCAGCAGCAGCAGCAGCAGCAGCAGCAGCAGCAGCAGCAGCAGCAGCAGCAGCAGCAGCAGCAGCAGCAGCAGCAGCAGCAGCAGCAGCAGCAGCAGCAGCAGCAGCAGCAGCAGCAGCAGCAGCAGCAGCAGCAGCAGCAGCAGCAGCAGCAGCAGCAGCAGCAGCAGCAGCAGCAGCAGCAGCAGCAGCAGCAGCAGCAGCAGCAGCAGCAGCAGCAGCAGCAGCAGCAGCAGCAGCAGCAGCAGCAGCAGCAGCAGCAGCAGCAGCAGCAGCAGCAGCAGCAGCAGCAGCAGCAGCAGCAGCAGCAGCAGCAGCAGCAGCAGCAGCAGCAGCAGCAGCAGCAGCAGCAGCAGCAGCAGCAGCAGCAGAAGAAGAAUCUGUAGGUUCUUCAAACGCUGUGAGUGCUGUGAUGUCAGCGCUGCAGAGCAGAUGA